Molecule: messenger RNA, 807 nt
Organism: Ostreobium quekettii
Lineage: Eukaryota; Viridiplantae; Chlorophyta; Ulvophyceae; Bryopsidales; Ostreobiaceae
Source: the annotation of a GenBank genome assembly
AUGCCCAGCGGGGAGGCGAGGAGCAGGAUGUUUUGGAAGUUGGCGGCAUGGCUGGGCGCACCGCUGCUCGUCGGCGCCGGCCUGGCGUCAGUCGGCGUGCUGCCCCCCUGGUCGUCGAUCCAGGGAGUGGUCCAGGCGUCCGGGAUGUGGAGCUCGGGGUUUUUGGCGGCCACGUCGCUGGUGUUCUUUUCUGAGGUCGGAGACAAGACUUUUUUCAUAGCGGGGCUGUUGGCCAUGCAGCUGGGGCGCUGGGUGGCCUUUCUGGGCUCUCUGUCGGCGCUGGCGUUGAUGUCAGUUGUGUCUGUGGGUAUCGGCCGGGCAUUUGAGGCCAUUCCCGAGGGCCUCAAGGCGAGCCUGCCGAUGGGGGAGUACUUCGUGGUGGCGCUGCUGGUGGUGUUCGGCGCGUCGAUGCUGCGGGACGCGUUUGGAGGGGGGGAGGAGGGGGGGGAGGAGGGUGAGCUGGCGGACGCGAGGGAGGCGGUGAGCAGGGCGGAGGAGGCGGGCGCGGUGGGCCGGGGACGAUCGGCAUGGCAGGCCUUCCUGCAGGUUGCCUCUCUAAUCUUUGUGGCGGAGUGGGGGGACAGAUCUAUGCUGGCUACCAUCGCUAUGGGGGCCACAAGGAAUCCCCUGGCAGUUGUGACCGGUGCAACACUGGGCCAUGCAGCAGCCACAGCGAUUGCCGUUUUGGCGUUUUCAUGGGCAGCACAAUACAUAUCAGAGCGGGUAGUGAAGGUGCUGGGCGGUGUGACCUUCCUGGCAUUUGCUGUGGCCAGCCUGGCAUCAGUGCUGCUAGGGGGUGGUGCCUAG